This is a messenger RNA of Asparagus officinalis (garden asparagus), 1438 nucleotides long. Its product is annotated as tryptophan aminotransferase-related protein 2-like. The record is from RefSeq and is a predicted model, not a curated record. Gene Ontology annotation, biological process: amino acid metabolic process. Lineage: Eukaryota; Viridiplantae; Streptophyta; Magnoliopsida; Asparagales; Asparagaceae. The transcript has 4 exons. Gene Ontology annotation, molecular function: transaminase activity; carbon-sulfur lyase activity. The coding region runs from base 313 to 1368 and encodes 351 amino acids.
GUCACUGUUUCAUAUAUUACUCCUCUAUAUAAAGAUACAGGGGGUGAAAGAAACAGAUGCAAAGUCAUCGUGAAAGAAGAGAAGAAGACCACCUCGAAGAAUUAUAUGGCUCCUACAGUUCAAGAGAUCAACGUUAGCGCUACCAGCGGGUGUCGCCCCACCAAGGACUCCAUCAUCAGUCUCGACCAGUGAGUAUAUAGAUUUUUUAUAUACCUUCAAAACAACCAAUCUAGGGGAUCUAUACAUAAUCCUGUACAUAAAUGUUAUAUCAUUAAUUGAGAAAUUUUUCUUUGUGUUAGUGGCGACCCGACAAUGUUUGAGGACUUUUGGGCUAAGAAGGGAGAAGAGGCAACGGUCGUGAUCCCUGGAUGGCAAACGCUGAGCUACUUCUCGGAUGUUACCAACGUGUGUUGGUUUCUUGAGCGUGAUUUUGGUCAGGAGGUCCGUCGCCUGCACAAAUUGGUUGGCAAUGCUGUGACUGAGGACCGGUAUAUUGUCAUUGGCACUGGCUCGACGCAACUGUAUCAGGCUGCAGUUUUUGCGCUUUCUCCUCCUGAUGCCUCAGAGCCCAUGAGUGUUGUCUCUGCAGUGCCAUAUUAUUCGGGAUAUCCUAUGAAGACAGACUACCUCCGUUCAGGGCUAUUCCGAUGGGCGGGGGAUGCUCGUGCUUUCAAAGGAGAAUCCUACAUUGAGGUUGUAUGUUCUCCAAACAACCCCGACGGAUCCAUGAACAAGGCUGUUCUGAACUCUGAGACUGGAAAAACAAUCCACGAUUUAGCCUACUACUGGCCUCAGUACACGGCCAUCACUGAGCCCGCAGAUCAUGAUAUCAUGUUGUUUACUGUCUCAAAGAGCACUGGUCAUGCCGGUACCAGACUCGGGUGGGCUAUAGUGAAAGACCCAAAUAUCGCGAAAAAGAUGACCAAGUUCAUAGCGAUGAACACAAUUGGGGUGUCAAAGGAUUCUCAACUCAGAGCUGCAAAGAUCUUGAAAGUGAUUUCGGAUGGUUAUGAGCAUCCAAAUACCAAGUCAUCUAUGAGGCUGUUUGAUUUUGGGAGAGAUCGCCUUGCAAAGCGAUGGGAGAGGCUGAGAGAGGUUGUGAAAGCUACAAAAUUGUUUAGCUUGCCUGAGUAUCCAUUGGAGACUUGCAAAUUCACCAGGGAGAAAUUUGCGGCAUACCCCGCUUUUGCUUGGCUGAAAUGUGAGAAAGAAGAAAUUGAAGAUUGUGAGAGCUUUCUGAAGAAACUAAAGAUUCAGACUCGAGGUGGGAUGCAUUUCGGAGUAGACAUGAAGUAUGUGAGAGUCAGCAUGUUGGAUCGUGAGGAGACAUUUAAAUUGUUUAUUGAACGACUAGCAUCUCUUGCAUGAUGUAUUUCAAGUUACCCUUUCUGGAUAUUUUGAGAGAGAUUGCAUAGAUGAUAUGCUUUUUGGAGCAAAU